Messenger RNA from Sorex araneus (European shrew), 2212 nucleotides. It is a transcript of the gene CD8A, whose product is annotated as CD8 subunit alpha. Bases 155 to 877 code for a protein of 240 amino acids. The transcript is spliced from 6 exons. NCBI's taxonomy places the organism in Eukaryota, Metazoa, Chordata, Mammalia, Eulipotyphla, Soricidae. The record is from RefSeq and is a predicted model, not a curated record.
GGGUGGGGGGGCGGGUAGAAGGUAGGUGACAUCACAUCCUCUGAACAACCAGAUCAGGCAGGCCCCAGAGGCCAGCCCCGGGACAGGACGCGGCUGAGCGGCUCGUGGCCCCCCUCCCUGCGCGCUUCCAGCCCCAAGACCGCCCGUAGCAGUCAUGGCCCAGCCGGUGCCCGCCCUGCUGCUGCCGCUGGCCCUGCUGCUCCAUGCCCGCGCCACCUACCAGGAGCCCAGCGUGUUCGGGCUGCCCACGAGGCACAAGCAGACCAGCCUGGGCGGCACAGUGGAUCUCGAAUGCCAGGUGCUGCGCUCGGACACAUCGGGCGGCUGCACGUGGUUCUUCCAGCGCCCGAACUCCAACGUCGCCCCCACGUUCCUGGCAUACAUCUCCACCCACUCCUCCAAUGUCCAUCGUUCCGACAAGAUCAAGAACAUCUCGGCCCGUAAAGAUAAUAACAAGUUCAUCCUCACCCUGCAAAGCGUGCAAGCGGAGCAGCAGGGCUACUACUUCUGCAUGGUGUUAAUCAGCUCCGUCACGCACUUCAGCCCCUUCAUAGAGGUGCAGCUGCCAGAAAAGAAGACCACCACCACGCCCGCGCCGAUCCCACCCACGUCCGCACCCACAGUCCCGCCGCAGCCGCCGAGCGCGCGUCCAGACACUUGUGUGCCCACGGUGACCCGCGCAAGGCGAAAAGGCGGACUGGACUUCUCCUGUGACAUCUACAUCUGGGCGCCUCUGUCCGGGGUCUGCGUGGUUCUGCUCCUCUCGCUGGUCACCGUCCUGGCUUGCUGCCGCCGGAACCAACGGAGAGUUUGCAAAUGUCCCAGGCCCCAUGUCAGACUGGGAGGCAAGCCCAGCCCUUCAGAGAGAUCCGUCUAACAUGGCUACGAGCCCAUGCUUCGGCCACCUCAAGAUUUCAAAUGAAGAGCUCUCCUCUCGAGGGGCACAUCUGUCCUUCCCUUUGGUUCCCCCCACCCUUCCUUCCUCUACAUUCCUUUUCUUAUCAUUCCUGGCAUGGGUGGGAUGGGCAGGAUAACUUUUUCUGUGCUCUCUUUAAUUGACACAAGAUUAAAGAGCGUAGUCUGCAAAGCACACCACAGCAGUGCUUGCAAACUACUGGGGGGAAGAGGCCGGCAGUGCAGCCCAGGGCUGCGGUCUCAGAAUGCUGUCAGCACUGGAGGGGACUUCACCCAGCACCCACUCUGUGCAAACCUCUUCCCCGCCUUUUUAUUUUUUAAAUUUCCGGCUUUCGGGUCACACUGGAGAUGCUCAGAGUUUAGUCCCUGUUCUGUGCUCAGGGAUCACUUCUAAUACAGCUCAAGGGACCCUAUAGGUUGCCAGGGAUCUAAUUUGGGUCUGCCAUGUGCAAGGCAAAGCACCCUACCCACUGGACUAUUGCUUCAAACUUUUUCACACCCAUUUUGCAAAGGAAGCUACAGGCCAGGGACGGGGAGAGCUUGAUCAGGGUCCCGGUAAGUCUUAGGUGCUUCCUCCAUGCCACCCAGUCUGUCUCCUCUGGGGCACCUUGUCUCAACCCGCAAGGAACAGGGGAUUCCUGAAGACUUGUUUCUGGAUAGAGGAAGAAGACAAGAGAAUUCUGGGCUUUCACAGAAUUCUAGAAUGCGGUCGAAACCCAUCAGUUUUUCAUAAUCAACAUGAGAAUGAGGAUGGAAACAAUAGGAAUCACUCUACUGAAGUCACCUACUACAGACUUGGAUCCUGUCACUAAAGGAAAUCUCUGUAACAUCCCGAAAUGGAGUCAAAAUGGUCUCUCAGCACGUGGCCCUGCAGAGGGACCUGCGAAAGGGGACGCCCCCUUGCAGAGGUAGUUUGAGCAUCCAAGAAAACCUGAGCAGAAUCUCUAAACGUGAGAUGCCCUACCUGAAAAUGUCUGGAGGUGGGGGCGUAGGGGCGGGGGUUACAGGCUGUGAAGGCAGGGUUGUGAGAGACAGCAGGCAGCCUGUCCUCCCCCCACCAACCGAGAUCUGCGGGUGUAGCAGAGCAGACUCCCGUGAGGAGGCUCAGAACCCCGACAACUGCCGCAGUCACAGAAUUUUCUGUCCUAGGGUGUUGUACAGAAAUGCCUGCUCGUUGGGAAGGGCGACAAGUAUUUCCUCCCCUCAGGCAUAAUCUGUUGUGAAGAUUCUCGUGUACUUGCACUCUGAUUCUUUUCUGUGCAAUUAUGUAAAAUAAAUACUUGGGUUUUAAAAUGAG